This is a messenger RNA of Linum trigynum, 2372 nucleotides long. Lineage: Eukaryota; Viridiplantae; Streptophyta; Magnoliopsida; Malpighiales; Linaceae. The record is from the annotation of a GenBank genome assembly.
GAGUUGUAAAUUACUAAAGUAGCUAAAAUGAAGUGCAACAUAAUAUGUCCAUUCGUAGUCAAGCCGCAGCUUCCAAGGAAUCCAUUGUUUUAGAGUCAUGACUCAUGACUUCUAGGUUCGUUAGGUGAACCAAUUUGGUCCAUGACUUUAGCACCCCAUCAAAAGGUCGCCAUCUUUCUUCCUUUCCUCCUGCAAAGUCAGUGCGUAAUCCCAUCCAAUAUUGAAACACAUUUCUAGAUCGUAUUGUAUUGUAGCUACGAUUAUUAAACCCGGACAAGUCGCUGAUUAAUAACCGAGAAAGGAAUAAAAGAAAAAUGCAUUAGACUCAUUUGAAGCCAAGUAAGAACGGAGGAACAUGAAGAAGAAGGUGCAAGGAGACAUUUGGGAGAAAGCAUUUACCAAAGUUGGAAAGAAAAAAAAAAUUUCAUAUUUAUCUAAAUAAGAGAACAAAAUGAGGAUACAAAUACAAUACCAUGGUAUUUUAAAAAUACUAGCUCUUCCCAUUAAUAUUUGGAGAGUAACCAAAUAUCACACCCAAAUGUGCAUUCCAAACAAACCAUUCAUAACUUUAAUCAAUUUACAUGAAAUUAGAAGAGUGAAAGUCAUUGAUUUAUGGCAUGAUUAAGCAAGGUGACAUCAUUAGACACUUGUCUAUGCAAAAUUCAAAUCCUACCACUAACUCUUAUAGAUAUGUUUUUCCAAACCUUAAAUCAUCUUUAAUAACCCCCUGCUUCAAAUCAAUAGACAACAUCUAAUCCCCACCUCCUAAAAAGCACCAAAACCCAAACAACAAGAACAUUGAUAGCUCUCUCCACGCCACAGACAGAAAGCCAUAAACAGCAGACCAACUAAAUCAAUCAAUCAAUAUAUAAAGACUACAGAAAAAUAUAUAAAGAAAGACUAGUAUAUGAAACGAUUCUUCAGGUGAUGCAUUACCUGUGACGUACAUAGCUUUGGCUCAUUCCACCCACUUGCCUUUGUUGCUUAUCUCCACUGAGAGAAACAAGGGGAGAAAAUAACAAAAGCCAAAACAACAACCCACAUUGUGACGGUGUGGUGGAACCGACUCAACAUUUGAACAAAAUCGGUAUAAAAAUGUAGUUCAAAGUUCAAACCCAGUUUCAAUUCACCAAUUCAAAGACUCUUAAAAAGUAAUGUGCUUUGGUUCGAUUUUGUAACGAACCAGACCAUAGCCAAGACAGCAGACACUCCUACCCAAAGUUAUUGUUUGAUUUACCUCGGCCAUCAUCUUCAGCGAGACGAGUCUCAGGCUCUCAGCGUAGGCUAGGCCCGUCUACUCCAACCCCAAUCACGUGCCAAGUGUUUCCAGUCACGGAAUUUCCAGAGAGGGUGUUCCAUACAAUGUGAUUUCCUCCCACUUACAUAAGCUGGAGCUAGCUUCACCCUUUGGAAAGCGACUUUAGUUGCAGAGAGAGCUUCCUUCCUUCCUUCCUUCCUUGCUUGCUCGCCAUGGACCAAGAGAGGAAGAACAGCAACUCCUCCCCAGAACUUGCACUGCGAGAAGCAGAACACGAAGAAGAACGGGAGGAGGAGAAGAUCGACAAGUUCUUUGCAAUUAUCAAAAGGCUGAGAGAGGCUCGCCAUGGUUCUUCUUCAAGCACCCUGCAACAGAUGGAGGCACAAAGGGAGAAGAAGGCAAAGAAGAUUCAGGCCCCCUGGAUUCCUUCCUUCCAGCUUGAAGAUUUUGCAGGACUUGCGGGUUUGAGAACAGCUGCAACCUGCACCACCACAGUUGAGCCGAUAGCUUCUUCAGAGAAAGAAAUAUGUGCACAGGAAGAGAAACACGAAAUAGACCUCAACCUUGCCUUGUAGAGGGGUUUCAAGCAGCUGUUCUUCCCUUUAGGUUUGCAAUAAGGUGGAUUUCGUGUACUGUGUUUUGCUUCAUGUAUUACUACUGUACAUGUUAAGUUUCAGCGCAAGCAAGCUUCGCUAUCAUGAGAAACCAACUGACCUACUAUAUUAAUCACCAUAGCAUCCUUUUAGCAGUAAGAUGUGUUCUACUGUUCCUACUUAAUACAACCAGUGAAAGCAACAAUUUUAUCUUCAUUUUCUUUCGGAGAAAAGCAUGCAGCUUCUCCUGUAAUAACUCAUGGCUAUAUAUCUCAAAGGUGUAAGAUUUAUAUCACAGUAGCUGCUUAGGCUUAUUCUUCAUGAACUAUGUCAUGCGUUAAAGAGAAAUAAGGUCCAAAGUAGUCUCUAAGAGUAAGUAGACAGAUUAAGUUUGCAUACAAGUCAUAUGCAGCAUAACGAAGGCUUCAUUUCAUGACCUCACACAAACUUACGCUAACGAAUAUGUUCACAACCCUACAAGCAUCCAACGUUUUUGCUCCAAAUGAAACUCAAAAGCGAUA